Molecule: messenger RNA, 930 nt
Organism: Paramecium pentaurelia
Lineage: Eukaryota; Ciliophora; Oligohymenophorea; Peniculida; Parameciidae
Source: the annotation of a GenBank genome assembly
AUGUUUUCAAAAAGUGAUCGUAUUUGUUUUCAACCUACUUACAAUCCUCCUGUUGGCUAUUAUGAAAUCAACCAAUAAUAAUAUGCUAAAGGGAGUGAUUUUUCAAAAUCUAUAUCAAGAAAUCUAGAUAGUCGAUAAAGUGUAAGUCCUUAAAAUUAUAAUAACAAUCUACCAAGAGUUUCAUUAGCCAGUCCCUAGUUAUCUGCAUAUGCAAAACCGGGUGAAAGAUUGAAAAUUGAACAGAAAUAUAAGAAACCAAAAGAAAGAAGCUUCAGUUACACUUAAAAUCCAGAUAUAUCAAUUAACAAUUUUGAGAGAUUGCCCAUUAAAUAAAAAGGCAAACGACUUAAGAUAGUUUAUCAAAAACACACAACAGAUGUUGAAAAUUCAAUGGAAGAACCGAACUAAUUAUAAGUCUAGGGAUAUUAUAAUUCAAGAGCCCAAACUCCCUUUACAGGAUAAUCCAAAAGAAGAAAACCUAAAAGUAUGGCUACUCAUUAUUAUUAUUGAGCACAUAGGAAUAUAUUUUCAUUAUUUCCUUCUGAUAGUCUGGAAUUAGCAUAACAAAGAGAAAAAAUGAAAGAUAAACCAGUUCCUCCUCCUGGAGCAUAUUAUAAUGAAUUUAAUGAUUCCUCUAUAAAGGUUGAAAAAAUACCUUGGAGAUUUUAAUGUUUCUCUUCAACAGUUAGAAGAUUUAGUUAAUAACAGUAAGAUGCAGGUCCUAGUGUAGGUGCUUAUGAAAUCAAAACAAAAUCAAAAGCCAUUGGAGUUAUAUCACUUGAUAAAUAUAGUAAAAGAUAAGAUAAACUCCUUAAUUUUCCUGGUGUUGGUACAUAUGACAUUGAUUAAUCAUUUACAUAAUCAAAACCUAAACAAAAAUAAUAAUAAGAUUUUCCAUGUCCAUUUGGAUCAAGCGGCAAGAGAUUUUGA